CAAAAAUCACAGGUUAAAAUCGAAGGCUCCGGUUAAAGACUCGGUUCACGACACGAACGACACAUCACUACUAAACUGCGCUGCUUAAGACCAACAGCAGAGAUUCAUCAGAUCUUUCUGGAUUUAAUGAACUGCUUCGUGCACACGAGGUAGCUCUAAUCAUCUCAACAUUAGCGAGUUUCGUCAAAUACAUCGACUAAUCCAAAAAGAUGAACAUCCUCCCGAGAAAACGCGUUUCUUAUUCACAGCAACUCUAAACAGUGAAGAUCCACAAAACUAAUUCAGCCAGAGAAACAAGACACUCACCGAGAAGGCUUUUUCUGAACUUCGUCUGUCCAGCACAGAUUCUACAGCUGUCAUUUUUCCAAAGCAAAGGUAACUGUAAUCGACUGCUUCACAUCAUCUUCCUGUGAGACAUUGAGAGCUUCGAAGACAUUCUCUUCCCAGAUAGCACAUGUACAUCUGCAGGAGCUCUGUUAAAGAUCACUUCAUCUGGAAAGUUUUUGCUGAGUAUAAACCUCUGACAGACAUCUUUAAGAUCUCUAAAUCAUAACCGUCUAUUUGACAUCUGAAAGGAAACGUCCUAUAUUGCAGUGUUUGCUGACCAGAGGAUCGACAUGAAUCAGAGAUCACCCGCGAGAGGCCGUCAAAAUCAGCUCUUUGACCCAAACGAGAUCCAUCCUAAUCCAGAACACCUAAUUCAGCAAAGUGUGGGAAGUGACGAAAUCCCCCGUCAGAAGUUGUCAUGCUCUCAGCUCAUUGACUUUCUGAAAUCAAGCAGCAAAUCAAAUCUAGCGUCUGAACUACUGUUAUCAGCUGCUGAAGUCAAAUACAGGCCACACGUGACGGAGGCUUCAUUUAGACUGAUGCAGCAGACAACAGCGUGUGUGGAUCAGAGGGUCAUCGCUUUGACCGUCGUCAAGAAGGAUGUGGAGAAUCAGAUCUUCUCUAAGAGGAAAGUUUCUGAACACGUGUUUGCAGUGAAAGAAAGCAGCGCUGAGGUUUCCUACCACUGGAUGAUCGCCACAAGCGGUGAACUGUGGGACAUUGGGGAUUUCUGUGGGUCCUUGCCAGAGCCGUUCCCAAAUAAAAUGACAGAUUUUAAUCUCCAAGCUGACUGUAAAGCUCCUGAUCUGUCCAGGCGAAGCGUGUGUCCCUCAGCAGAAGAAUCGUGGCGUCUGAAGGACGGUCAAAGCCCGGACACACUGACUGACCACGCUGAAGAUGACCACGCUGAACAUGUCAGAAUCCCAGAGUUUCAGAGUCGCAGGUUUGAGGAGAUGCCAGUUGUUAUCAGCCAUGUUGUUCAUCCAAACAAGUUCUUCAUUCAACACGAGGACACCAAUCUCCGUGAACUGUCUGAAAUCAUGCCGAGGAACAGCAGUAGAUCUUUUGCAGAGAUGAACCGCAUCCCAGACAUUGGAGUUUAUGUCAUGGUUUGGUUUCUCAAGCAAGAGAUGUGGUGUCGUGGCCAGAUCAUCAGAGUCCGUCAGAUGAGUCGAGGGCCCAGCAGCAGAGAUUGCAGAGACGUUAAGGUGGAGGUCAGGAGGAUUGAUUAUGGAGAUGUUGUUUGGGUCUCUCUUUGGGAGGUUAAGGAAUUGUCUGGAGAAACCACAUCCAUACCUGUGCAAGCGCUGCAGGUCUCACUGGCGAAUGUGAGGCCAGUGAAUGGAGAAACAUGGUCUUUUGAAGCAAUCAGCUGGUUCAAGAGUAAAGUGCAGAACAAGACUCUUUAUGCCAGACUCUACCCAGAAGAAGGAGAAGUUUUGGUUGAGCUCUUCAUGGAGAAGGGAAAGAUUGGUGCUAUGAGGAGAGGAGACUCUCUGUCUGUCAGACUUGCUCAGAAUAGAUUUGCCAUUCAUGAAUGUAACAAACCCAGGGGCCUGAAGAGAAGUGGCAUCCCAGAACAAAGAAGACAGCAGUCCUUACAGUGGGAGAAAUAUCUGAUCUCCUGUUACAGUCACAACAGGAAAUAAUGUUCACAGUAAUCAUUACUGUACAACCUUAUGAAUACUUCACAAUAUCUACUAUGUGCAUUUCAUAGUCUCUGUUUGGUUUUUAUUUUAUUUGUAUUGUAGUGUUGUUACUGUUAGUUUGUGAACAGUGUACAUUCUUACCAGAUACAGAGAUAUGUUCUACUGGUCCAGUCGUGCCAGUUGUUAAAAUUUUUACUUGCGUUGCCAAUAUUUUCACUGGCACUUACACAAAAAAAAUAAACUAGUUGCUGUUAUCACUA
This is a messenger RNA of Carassius auratus (goldfish), 2236 nucleotides long. RefSeq lists its product as uncharacterized. NCBI's taxonomy places the organism in Eukaryota, Metazoa, Chordata, Actinopteri, Cypriniformes, Cyprinidae. Bases 618 to 1976 code for a protein of 452 amino acids. The transcript has 8 exons. The record is from RefSeq and is a predicted model, not a curated record.